This is a messenger RNA of Saccostrea cuccullata (small rock oyster), 3370 nucleotides long. RefSeq names its product bromodomain-containing protein DDB_G0270170-like. Bases 457 to 2844 code for a protein of 795 amino acids. Gene Ontology annotation, molecular function: protein binding. Gene Ontology annotation, cellular component: membrane. The transcript has 4 exons. Lineage: Eukaryota; Metazoa; Mollusca; Bivalvia; Ostreida; Ostreidae. The record is from RefSeq and is a predicted model, not a curated record.
AUAUAUUUUUAUUAAGAAGCAAAUAUAAUGAAGUCUAUUUAUCUUUAGCUUGAAAAAUUAAGUUACAGUCGCAGAUUAAAGGGACACAUCUCUUUUGUGAAAAUAAGAAAAAGAGAACAAAAGAUCUAGACAGAGUGGUUAAGAAAUGAAGUUAUAGAAUGGACAUAUUAGGCAAGUGUUUUAGGGAAAAGAGACAAUGAGGUGUACUGUAAAGAGAUGGAAGAGAUGAGCCACAUUGUGUAAUCCCCUGACUGUCUGAUCUUAUCUGUGUUGUUCUUUGAAGGAGACUCUAUUGUUGAUACAGACAUUUAAAUUAGAAAUACUUUUGAACUAGCCUCUGGAACUGUUUGCUUCUUCAUAAAAGGAAGAUUAGGUGGAGUUGUUGAGAAGAUUGAUUGAAAAAAAUUCUGUCAGCAGAAAGUGUUUGUAUAGUUUAGUAGACGGAAAUUUACGAAAAUGUCAUUAAUUCCCAUAUCUGAACUUAAAUGCACAGACUACGCUGGAAAAGAAAUUCUUAAUGGUCAAGUCUAUCAACCUAAAAGUGACCCCUGCUACCAGUGCACAUGUAGUAAUGGGUUUGCCACCAUGUGCAAGUCUGUGUCCUGCAUUCCCCCCACUGACUGCCGUAACCCUGUCAUGAUAGAGGGCACCUGCUGUAAAUUCAGUUGUGAUGAGGAUAACGGUGGGGGACAUGGUCACUUCCCUACUGUCAACUCCACUGACCCUACCAGGAAAAACAAUGAUAAUGUGAAUAGUGACAACAUGACGACCCUGGGUCUUAGAUUAGUGGCUAGCACCAUCACCUCGUUUCUGGUCCUCGCUCUUCUUCUCUUCAUGGGUCAUCGCCUCAGACAACGAAGACUUCUUCAGGCCAUGCGUAGAUACAGAGACAGUAGACGAAGAGAAAGGCUUGAUGAAGGAGACAUUGACAGCUUUUCACCAGAAUUCUUUGGUUUUGAAUGUCCCUCUUAUGAUGAUCCACCCCCUCCAUACACCCCUCCAAAGCCCCCUGAUCAAGAGUUCCCAAGGGAAGCCCCUCCUCCGUAUGAAGCAGUAGAAAGUUCAAACAAUAAUAACAAUGCAUCUUCACCAUGCCCUAAUAACAACAACAACAUAGGGUGUCAAACCUCACCACAUACAGUGCAAGGUACUGAAACUUCAUCAAGUACCAGAGGAGCAGAACAUAUACCCACUCUGUCACAUUCUUGCAAUCAAAUUGUUCAAAGACAUCAUUCUCUACCAGGGUAUUCAGAGCACGACCCAGAGUCUUCCCAUUCUAGGAGUUGUGAAAAUCAAAGCGACAGGCAUGGGAACUUUAGAUUUUCUCUGCCUUGGCUUAGACAAACCAGACAAACACAAAGGGGUACUCAGACACUGCCAACAUACAACAGGCACACUGAUCAAGUAAACUUUUCUCCUGAUUUGUUAGAGCUGUGGGAGGAUACUUCUACCGCCACCACCACUUCAGAGAUUCAAGACCGGUCUAGACUGCCGCCAACUGGUGGCAGAUAUGUGCAACAUGGUCAUAUCUCAGAACUAAGUGACACUGAUGAUCUGUCAACAGAGAGUGGUACUCAAACCGAUCGGUAUGUCCAAACUAGCCGCCACAGCUACGGUUGUCUGCCAGCAGUCUCCACCUUCAAUGCUAACAGACCUCAUCCACCUCUGCGGAGGGAGGGCAAUGCAGGGCAGGAUGUUUCUUCUUCUUUUGAUGAAGUGAGCUUCCAUGGGAGUGAGACAAGGAGUGUUGGUGUCUCCCAUUCCUCUUAUAAUAAUUCAGCCGAAGCCAGCAAUGAACAGUGUGUUGGAGCUACAAACAUCUUGGAAAAUGAUUCUGUUCUGGAAGCAGAAGACAAUAGAAGGAAAUUAGAACAAAUUCAUGACUCUCAAAAUCUGAGAAUUCUGAGGUUGUCUAAACUUUUACAGCAGUCUUCAGAUUCUUCUGAAUCUGCUUGUGGCCAUUCAUGCUUGAAUAGUUAUCAAAAUAUUCAAAAAUCGCAGUCUACCCACUCUGGUUUGUCUGUCUGUUCGGAGACCGGUGAAAAGAAACUGUCUGUUGUGGAAGAGAGUGCCCUCAGUAACGAUGUCCAGUAUCCAUGUUCUGGAAGAAUGCCAUCCACACUGACCAAUGCAGACACUCCAUCUUGUUGUGGAAUCUCUGAUAAUUGUGGCUCAAGUGAUUGUUCAUCUGGUAUAAUGCCCUGUGAUCACGGAAGGUGUUCAUGUGAAAGUAGCGCAAGGUUCACUCCAAUUUCUCAACCAAAUCGUUCAUUUUCACCACAAAGUGUGUCAUCUUUUGAAAGAAACAAUAAUUCCGUACUAAAUUCUUCCACUGAUUCUAGUAACAAAGACAGCAGAAGAACAGAAACAGUGUCAAAGAAACAGAAAAGACAGUCAACUCAGUCCAAGUAUUACAAUGAUCAAAGCAAUGGAAAUUACAACAGGAACGGAAGAUCCUCUUCUGCUCCUCCUAGACAGUUAUCUUUUAUUGAUGAGCUAAAAAGUAGAAAUAGAAAUAUUUCUGAAACCUCUCCUGGGCCUACAGCCCCUGACUCUAAUGGUUGUUCCACAAGUGCUCCCACAUGCAAUGAUAGUUCAGAAAUCUGUGAUAGUCCCUGGCAUUCAGCUUCCGUAAAGAGAAACAACAGCUCUGUCUCUCAUAAGUCGUCCUCCCAAAGUAGCAGCCAUAGCAGCCACUCGGGGGAUGGCCUGCUCAUCUGUCCGCGCAAGAAAAAAUCUCGCUCAGCCAAGCGGAGUCGAAGUAAAAAGACUUCUGAUAAAAGAAAAUCUGUGCAGAACACUGAAACUGAAAACUCAGAAAACAAACAGUGUAGUCUGGUCUAAGCGUGGCCAUUUUAUUAUGAGUCAGUUAUAAGUUGUCAAAUUAUUGCAGUUGUUACUAUUAAAUAGUUGUUAAAUAUAAGUUUCUUAAACCAUGAAAAACAAAGUGCUGUAUAUGUAACAGUUUACCAAAGUAGCCAUUUUGUUUGCUUUUUAUUUUAUCAUAUAUGUAUAACAUAGAUUAUAAGUUUUAUUCUUUGACUAAAAUUAUUAUUGCUUUUAGUUUUUUUUUUGCAUAUCUUUGUUCACCGUUUUAAUUUAAAGUACCUAAUCAAGAUGGAAUUAAUACCCUUUUAUAUAUCACAAAAUACAAAUUGUUCCAAGACUUCUGCACCGAAACUGCCAAGUUGUUUAUUGUUUGACUUGCUAAGAGGUUUAGAAUCUGUGCAGUUACAUUCACUGAUUUUUUUUUCUUUUAGUUUUGAAUUUGAUGAUUUUAUGAAAUAAUGAAUUACUUUUCAAUUUAAAAUCUUUUGUCCAUUGAAUGUAUUUGUGAGUGAUAAAAUUUGUUAGUGAUGUAACACUUGGG